This is a messenger RNA of Diabrotica virgifera virgifera (western corn rootworm), 3004 nucleotides long. RefSeq names its product zinc finger protein 260-like. NCBI's taxonomy places the organism in Eukaryota, Metazoa, Arthropoda, Insecta, Coleoptera, Chrysomelidae. Gene Ontology annotation, molecular function: RNA polymerase II cis-regulatory region sequence-specific DNA binding; DNA-binding transcription factor activity, RNA polymerase II-specific. Gene Ontology annotation, biological process: central nervous system development; regulation of transcription by RNA polymerase II. The coding region runs from base 766 to 2841 and encodes 691 amino acids. The transcript has 4 exons. The record is from RefSeq and is a predicted model, not a curated record. Gene Ontology annotation, cellular component: nucleus.
UACACUUUUCAUAUAGGGCUUUUCAUCGAUUGUCAUUUGUUUCGAGCUUCUGUCAUGUGUCACAUAAUAUUAAUAUAUCUACGCCAUACGUGUUUGGUUUGUAUCAUUGUUAUAUACCAAUAACGUAUGACGUAGAUAUAUUAAUAUUAUGUGUCACAUGACAGAAGCUCGAAACAAAUAACUGUGAAUGAAAAGCCCUAUUGUUAUCAAUUUGAUUUACCUAUUAUUGUGUACUGUGAAAAUUGUGGUACAUAGUUAUGUCACAGCAUAAUAAACGAAACGUUUGCGUUUUCUAUGCUGUGGUUAUGUGUUAUGUUUUAUGUUGUUUAGUUUUCACGUUUCAAUUCAAAUUCAAUUGUUCUGUUCCUGUCUUCCUCUCACUGGUUCUUGUUCAAGUUCAACUCAAAACUCAACUAAAAUUCGGUGAUCAUGAUAUGUUGUAGUUGUAUUGGAAACAUCGUCUACAGAAAACAUUAGGUUUGAAAAUCCCUCUCAAAAACUUGAAGGCUACACCCAAGCAGAAUUUUAAGAGAAUUAGACAAUAGAUAUAAGUACAGACACUGAUCGCUGAGGGGCAAGACAAAAGUGUUUCCUCCAGUGUUAACGAAGGACAUAACCCAUAAAAAGAAGAAAAUAUGGUGGGGUUAUUGUGACCUUGUUUCAUGUUAAUAUGGUUCUGAAUUGAAAAUAUAUUCCUAGUACACCACUUGUACACUUGGUUACUCUACUCUGGAGUAUAAACACAAUACUGAAACAGAUAAAAUCAUGUCUGAUCACAUAGGAGUAAAACAAGAAUUUAGUGAAGUGUGUAAAAAAGAAGAAGACGAUGAUGAGGUGGGUGAUGCACUACAGGAUACCUUUAAAAUCGAGAUCAAGGAGGAGCCUAAGAGGGAAAGUGCCAGUGAUACAUUUGAUUCUGCAGACCUUAACGAGUAUCCUAUAAAAACUGAAGAAGAACAAGAUGGUGUCUCUUGCGAAGACAUCCAAAAUGAUGCACGAAAACUAUUCAAGUAUACUGGAAAUAACUUGAACAAAAAUUUAACUGCUGCUACCAAUGUGAACACCAGAGAAAAAUAUUUUGAAUGUGAAAUAUGCUCCAAACAAUUAGCAACAAAGGGUUCUUUAACAAUACAUAAUAUGAGUGUGCAUACUGGUGAAAAACCGUUUAAUUGUGAAAUUUCCACCAAAACGUUUUCAUUGAAGCAAUGUUUAAAGUUCCAUAUGAGAACGCAUACUGGUGAAAAACCUUUCACAUGCAAAAUAUGCGCCAAAGAGUUUUCACUCGCACAAAGUUUAAAAUAUCAUAUACAAACGCAUACUGGUGAAAAAGUUUUAACUUGUGAAAUUUGCACCAAACAGUUUUCAACAAACACACAUUUAACUAGACAUAUGAGAGUGCAUACUGGUGAAAAACCAUUUGAAUGUGAAAUUUGUACCAAACAGUUUUCAAGAAACACACAUUUAACUAGACAUAUGAGAGUGCAUACUGGUGAAAAACCAUUUGAAUGUGAAAUUUGCACCAAACAGUAUGCAAGAAACACAGAUUUAACUGGACAUAUGAGAGUGCAUACUGGCGAAAAACCAUUUGAAUGUGAACUUUGUACCAAACAGUUUGCAAGAAACACACAUUUAACUAGACAUAAUAUGAUAGUACAUGCUGGUGAAAAACCGUUUAAAUGUGAAAUUUGCACCAAAACGUUUUCACUGAAGCAAGGUUUAAAGUUCCAUAUGAGUUUGCAUACCGGUAAAAAACCAUUUGAAUGUGUAAUUUGUACCAAACAGUUUUCAAGAAAAGAUAAUUUAAAAUCGCAUAUGACCGUUCAUACUGUUGAAAAACCAUUUGAAUGUGAAAUUAGCACCAAACAGUUUUCAACGAAACAAGUUUUAAAAGAUCAUAUGAGAGUGCAUACUGGUGAAAAACCAUUUGAAUGUGAAAUUUGCACCAAACAGUUUUCAACGAAACAAGUUUUAAAAGAUCAUAUGAGAGUGCAUACUGGUGAAAAACCAUUUGAAUGUGAAAUUUGCACCAAACAGUUUUCAACGAAACAAGUUUUAAAAGGGCAUAUGAGAGUGCAUACUGGUGAAAAACCAUUUGAAUGUGAAAUUUGUACCAAACAGUUUUCAAGAAACACACAUUUAACUAGACAUAUGAGAGUGCAUACUGGUGAAAAACCAUUUGAAUGUGAAAUUUGCACCAGACAGUAUGCAAGAAACACAGAUUUAACUGGACAUAUGAGAGUGCAUACUGGCGAAAAACCAUUUGAAUGUGAACUUUGUACCCAACAGUUUGCAAGAAACACUCAUUUAACUAGACAUAAUAUGAUAGUACAUGCUGGUGAAAAACCGUUUAAAUGUGAAAUUUGCACCAAAACGUUUUCACUGAAGCAAGGUUUAAAGUUCCAUAUGAGUGUGCAUACCGGAAAAAAACCAUUUGAAUGUGAAAUUUGUACCAAACAGUUUUCAAGAAAAGAUAAUUUAAAAUUGCAUAUGAUCGUUCAUACUGGUGAAAAACCAUUUGAAUGUGAAAUUUGCACCAAACAGUUUUCAACGAAACAAGUUUUAAAAGGGCAUAUGAAAGUGCAUACUGGUGAAAAACCAUUUGAAUGUGAAAUUUGCACCAAACAGUUUUCAAUGAAGGCUAAUUUAAGAGUACAUUUAAAGUUGCAUACCGGUGAAAAACCAUUUGAAUGUGAAAUUUGCACUAAACAAUUUUCAAGCAAAGAAGUUUUAAAACGGCAUAUGAGAGUGCAUACUGGUGAAAAACCCUUCUCGUGCAAAAUAUGCUCCAAACAGUUUUCAUACAGGACUAGCUUAACAGCACAUAUGAAAACACACUUGUGAUUAGGAUAAGGUCCGUAUCUCACUGGGACGCCAUGGCCACCAUGGAUUACCAAGAACGCUGCCCGUUUCCACCACAUUCGCUCUCGUUACAUAUACAUAGACAGAAAUGGACGUGGAAGAAAUCACACUGUUAUUUUUAACUUGCGACCUAAGUCACAAAAUA